Messenger RNA from Zerene cesonia (dogface butterfly), 1576 nucleotides. RefSeq names its product protein takeout-like. NCBI's taxonomy places the organism in Eukaryota, Metazoa, Arthropoda, Insecta, Lepidoptera, Pieridae. Bases 125 to 853 code for a protein of 242 amino acids. The record is from RefSeq and is a predicted model, not a curated record. The transcript is spliced from 5 exons.
UUCACAUGUCCUUAGCAAGUAGACCGCUCAGUGCCGGAGCAAGCAUCGGGCCGGCCGGUCGAACCUACGGCAUUGCCACAUAAAUGUUAAGUUUACGAAAGAGUUUCUUGUGCAAGAUAACGAAAUGUUGACUAUCGCUUCGUUCCUGUUUGCUCUGCAUUUUGUGGGUGCUGAAAUUCCUCCGUACAUCAAAAUAUGUCAUCGAGAUGACCCCAACGUGGACAAAUGCAUCAUGAACUCCAUUGAGGAGCUGCGACCUAAGCUUAUAAAGGGCAUUCCCGAAUUAGAUGUACCCGGAAUAGAACCCUUAAGUCUUGGUCAGAUUGCAUUAGCAAGAGGACCCCAGGGAGCGAAGUUAACGGCUGUGGUCAAUGAUGUCAAAGUGAGGGGACCGAGCAACUUCAAAAUUACAGAAUUGAAAUCGGACCUGAAUAAAAACAAGUUUGAUUUCAAGCUGCUAUUGCCAAAGCUGGAGUUUGCUGGGAAAUAUAAAAUGGACAUACAUGUGUUGCUACUUCGUCUUCAGGGCCGAGGAAAUAUCACGGGAUCAUUCAAGGAUUACGCCUGCAACGUCACCAUGCGUGGACACAAAGAGAAAAGAGGUGACGACGAAUACCUAAAAUUUGAUCCAAUGAAAGUCAAGCUACGCGUAGGAGACUCCUCCAUUUAUCUAACAAACCUGUUCGACGGUGAUCCCGUGUUGGGACCAGCUACCAACAGGGUCAUCAAUGAAAACUCUCAAGUUUUCCUCUCAGAAAUCAGCCCGGUUAUGGAGAAGAGUUUGGCAGAUAUAUUCACAGAGAUAUCAAAUAAAAUUACAUCCAAAUUUACGUAUAAGGAGCUAUUCCCUUAAAUAUUUAAUCGCGUGGCUACACAGUAUGAAGCUUAGAGUCCUUUUGUUUUGUUUAUACUGUACUUAGUUAAACGUUUGUCGCCUUUCAGCUAACGUUCAGUAAUUUUUAAAGAAAAAUAGAUUAUUCUACACGAGGAUUCCAUACGAUUGAAACCUAAUGGCUUGUAUUAACUUGUUGAGCUAUUAUUCAUUGAAAUUCAAAAGUUUGGUAUGUGUGUGGGAUAAUUAUAUUUUAGCAUUAUAAGUUAUUGUCAAUUCCUUUAAUGAAUACAGAUUAUUACGAUACAUAUUAUACAUAUUAUGAUACAGAUUCCGGAUUAAUGAAUGCUUGAUAUAUGACGAUAAGUUGCAUCUUUCCGUAGCCACCAUAUAUACUUUAGUCAUUAGGUUUUUUGUGAUAAAGUGUUUGAAAAUGUGAUUUUUUAGUUGGUUAAUUAAUAUAUUACUAUUUUUUAUUGAGGAUGAUUAGUUUAUCUUUUCAAUAAAAAUUUAGUUUGCAUUACGGAAGGCUAUAGUUUUUGAGGCUGUUUAAAAAUAGUGUACCUACUUGUAGAAAACGUAUGAUUGUUUUAUGAAUUAGGGACGAUUGGUUAUUGAGGAUUGAUUUUAUGAGGAAAUAACUGAUCACAAAAUUAUUUUUCAGAAAUUUUAUGUUAAUUACCAAAUGUCUGCUAUUAUAAGAUGGUGAUAGUUUUAUGUAUUUAGACUUUAGGAUAUGCUUAU